Messenger RNA from Schistocerca gregaria, 1271 nucleotides. RefSeq names its product survival motor neuron protein (gene Smn). The coding region runs from base 141 to 974 and encodes 277 amino acids. Gene Ontology annotation, cellular component: cytoplasm; nucleus. Gene Ontology annotation, biological process: mRNA processing. The transcript has 7 exons. Gene Ontology annotation, molecular function: RNA binding. The record is from RefSeq and is a predicted model, not a curated record. Lineage: Eukaryota; Metazoa; Arthropoda; Insecta; Orthoptera; Acrididae.
AGUUUACUUAUCAAAUAUAUCUUUACAGCGCGUAGUCCUUGACAUUACGUCUUGCCUUGUGAAACUGUUGUUUAUGUCGUAAACAAAGCUAGUAAGACGCACGUAAAUAGCGUAAUUUGACGUUUUGAGACUGCCGUGCAAUGGCUACAGGCACUGUUCUUUUCGUAAGAAAAGGUUCUAAAAUGGGCAGUGACACUGAAGAAAGCAGUUCAGCAACAGAUAAUAACUCGUGGGAUGAUCAAGCACUGGUUGACGCAUUUGAAGAAGCUUCACUUGCAGCAAAAUACAGAAUAGCUGCUCGUAUGAUUGCACGUGGAGAGCAACCUCUUGAAAAUGGCUUAGAUUUACCAGAACUACUUGAAAGUGGUGUUGGGCAAACUACGGCAAGCAAAAAGUCAAAGAAAGGCAACAAAAGAAAGUGGGAAGUUGGAGCACCCUGUAGAGCAAUUUUUUCGGAGGAUGGGUGUGAAUAUGAAGCCGUUAUACAAUCUGUAGACCAGACGAAAGGAAAAUGUGUUGUGAAGUUCAUAGGCUACGAUAAUGAAGAAGUAGUUCCAGUGGCAGCUUUACAGCCAUCACACGGUUCCAUUGCAAGGCAGUACCAAAUACAGCAAGCAUUGGAAAAUGUAGAGUCGGAUAAUAUUAUUGGAAGUGAUGAAGAUGGAGAACAUCAUAUUGAUUCAUUUGAAGAUGCGUCAUCAAAUGGGGCAUCCUGGAUUGGACAGUCUGAAUUUUACAACAGCAGGCAAGGACCAUAUCUGCAUCCUCAGAACCCAAUGAGUGUGCCAAUACCACCACCUCCGCCUCCACAUAUAACGUCACGAUUCCCAGAAGAAGAUUCUGAAGCCCUAUCUGCAAUGCUGUUGUCCUGGUAUAUGAGUGGUUUUCAUACAGGAUACUAUCAAGGCCUGAGAGACGCUAAGAAGGGUAGACAAAAGCUAAGCCACCCUCGGAUGUAUUCAAGGAAGAAAUGAAACUAUGGGACUUAUAUUUUUAUACCAUAAGGAGCCAUGGACUUACAGAAAUUACUGUUUCGAACCUUUUGCAAUGUUCUGCCAGAACUCAUCUGAAGAGAUACAUAUACUUUUUUAUAUUAAUUGUAAAGAACCUCAAUGUGUAACAUGACUUCCUUCAGAAAUUACAUCUUUCCAUAUUUGUAUGACACUGUGAGAUUGUAAAAUAACUGUUUAUCAUUUCUCACUUUAAACUGGAAUGUGAUAAUAAAAUACUGGUAAUUUAUAUAUAAAUAUAAAAAGUUUCUUCUGUUUCCA